Molecule: messenger RNA, 1292 nt
Organism: Amorphotheca resinae ATCC 22711
Lineage: Eukaryota; Fungi; Ascomycota; Leotiomycetes; Helotiales; Amorphothecaceae
Exons: 4
Coding region: 1-861 (286 amino acids)
Biological process (GO): protein N-linked glycosylation
Cellular component (GO): membrane; oligosaccharyltransferase complex
Source: RefSeq, a predicted model, not a curated record
AUGCGAUUCCUCCGCUCGUUAAUUCCUUCAAUACUGCUUCUGGGGGCUGGUGUAGCAGAGGCAGCUUCGUCAUGGAGUUUUGAGGAUGCUACCAUUUCUGUCAAUUCGAAAGCUGGGGGUACAUUUAAGGACAAACUCUCGAACAAGGCUCCCCUAGCGAAGCCCGUUGCAUUGGGCUCAACAGAUACACUCAAGAUAAUUCUCACAGCUAAAGAAGACGGCACAGCGAAACGGCCACACCAAGCUUUCCUACUGCUCACAGAUCAGGACACUGGGCUCGAGGCCACCCUUCCAUUCUCAGUCAAGGAUACUGGGAAGGGCAAAGUGGACUUCACGCAAAAAGACCUUCCCAUUCAACUCCUUACUACAUCUCAACCCCUCCGCGCAACCCUUCUCCUCGCAUCAUUCGGCUCCUCUAAACCAUUGAGUAGUCAUGUCUUUGACCUCGAGGUUAAGCCCGACCCCAAUUUUGGCUUGCCGAAAUACGAGAAGCCGCUUCGAUAUGGGAAGUUAGCGGAGAUCCAUCAUAUUUUUAAAGAGGACCCGAAGAGUGGCCCGAAGAUUAUUAGCAUAUUUUUCACGCUGGCGGUGGUGGCUACUGUGCCUGUUUUGCUAGGAGCGUGGGCAUACCUCGGAGCCAACCUCUCCCACCUUGCGGAAGCUACAUCUUCAGCGCCUAUCGCGCACGGUCUAUUCUUCGGCUCAAUUCUGUCAAUGGAGGGCAUUUUCUUCAUGUACUACUCUAGCUGGAAUUUGUUCCAGACUCUACCUAUUGCUGGACUUGUAGGAUUGGUUGCGUUCUUGAGUGGCAGUAAAGCCUUGUCUGAGGUUCAGAGCCGCCGACUGGCUGGGAAGCGGUAAACAGCGGGAGAGCCUGCAGCUCAAAAUGACAGUCGAUGGUGGAAAACUAUUGCAUUGGGUCUAAAAAAUGGUACGGAGUAGUGUUUGAAAUGAGGGCAUGUACAAUACCAUAUCGAGACGACUGUAUCCAAUAUUCAAACUGUUCACUCAAGGUUUGCAGGAUGGGUGAUUGUGAUACCUAGGUCUUGCCCUCUUUCAAUCACUGAAGCCUUUGCAGUUCUAGGUGGACUUUUGGCGUUGAGCAAUCCUCAGGUCGAAUAUCACAACUAGUCAAUGAUUGGAGUUCUGUAGCCGUCUCAUCUGUUUGCUUCACUCGUACACUCAUGAUGUGGGAGCAAUUCAGGGGAAUCGGACAGACCACGGGCCGUUUAGCUGGGAAUGUUGACUUUUUGGGCGGUAUAUGCAAAUGCUUAAUGCCCGACUUGAUCUCG